Fasciola hepatica (liver fluke) is the source of this 561-nucleotide messenger RNA. The record is from the annotation of a GenBank genome assembly. Lineage: Eukaryota; Metazoa; Platyhelminthes; Trematoda; Plagiorchiida; Fasciolidae.
CUGCUAUUCGGUUUCUCGUUGUUGAGUCUUUGUGAUCGUCUUAUUGAGUAUCGUAGAAUAUCGCGGAUAAUCCACGUGCUGUCUGCUCACACGCUGCUAUUCGGUUUCUCGUUGUUGAGUCCUUGUGAUCGUAUUAUUGAGUAUCGUAGGAUAUCGCGGAUAAUCAAAGGCGGACUACAAUCACACGUGCUACCCUCGUCGGAAGAGCAUUGCCCCUGCCUGUUACAAUCGAGCUCUGCUCAUGGUUGCUGCCUUUUGUUGAGUGUUUCGGAACUUCGAACCUUGUUUGGAAGUCGUUUUGGCCACAUUAUUAGGAAUAUUCGUAUCUACCUUGUCCUGCUUUGGGGCCCGUUCAUUUGGUUACGCGUUCCCAGGCAGCACAAAGAGCACCAGAAAAUCGAGGAAUGUGCCAAGGAGAGAAGCACAACUUACGGAAUCUGGGCAGGAAGCAAUUUGUAUACGAAAUCAUGCAAUAUUUCUGGAAAAGGUUUUCAACGUUCGUUUCUGGUUCACCAGGAUACUCUACUGGGUCAGAAACACUUGUUUGCAAAUCAGACGUGA